AAGGAGGAAACAUUGCAAAUCCCAAGAGGUACUACGCUGACCACGACCACCAUGUGCACCUUAGAGCAGCGGGGCAAUCUCUUCUUCCUAACCCUAACCGGCGACAAUGAACACCGACUAGGCCCCACGCUCUUCGACUCCAUCAGAUCCGCUCUUGCUCAGGUUAAAUCCCAAGCCACUCCUGGCUCUGCUCUCAUCACCACCGCCCAGGGAAAAUUCUUCUCCAACGGCUUGGACCUCGCCUGGGCCCAAGCCGCCGGAUCCUCCAGUUUCCGAGACCGUCUCAGCCACUUGCUCGACUGCUUCAAGCCGAUCGUCGCUGAUUUGCUCUCACUCCCGAUGCCCACAAUAGCCGCCGUCUCCGGUCACGCCGCCGCCGCCGGAUUUAUGCUCGCCAUCAGCCACGACUACGUUCUCAUGAAGAACGACAGAAGCGUGCUGUAUAUGAGCGAGCUGGACAUUGGCCUGACCUUCCCCGACUACUUCAUGGCGAUGAUGAAGUCCAAGAUCAGCGAUCCGGCUGCAAGACGCGAUGUGAUGUUGAGAGCAAAAAAGGUGAAAGCGGAGGAGGCAGUGAGGAUGGGGAUUGUGGAUUCGGCGCACGAUAGCGCGGAGAGCACGGUGAAGGCUGCGGUGCUUCUGGCGGAGCAGUUGAGCGGUCGUAAAUGGAACGGCGAGGUGUAUGCUGAGAUCAGGAAAGCGAUGCAUCCCGAAGUAUGCGGACUGCUGGGAUUGUCUCAUAGGGCCGUUGUGGCGCCACGGCUUUGAGAAAUCAAAGUCAUUUCCUUGCUUUGUUAUUAAACCAUAAAUAUUAUCAAAAACUGUCUUAAAUUGUUCAGCAUCGCCUCGGUUUGAUGAUCGUUCGCUGCGAAGGUCGUGAACAUCUGUGGCAUCUGUCUGAUCUUAUAUCCGUAUAAAUUAAGUGUACUCCUGUACUGCUGCACCCCCAAUUCUGCCAUUGUUGAGUUCCAACAGAUGGUUUGUUUAAUUCCAAUUGAAGAAGAAAUAAUCGUCAAAUUUAUAUA
Messenger RNA from Vitis riparia (riverbank grape), 1025 nucleotides. RefSeq names its product enoyl-CoA delta isomerase 2, peroxisomal-like. Lineage: Eukaryota; Viridiplantae; Streptophyta; Magnoliopsida; Vitales; Vitaceae. The coding region runs from base 52 to 768 and encodes 238 amino acids. Gene Ontology annotation, biological process: fatty acid beta-oxidation. The record is from RefSeq and is a predicted model, not a curated record. The transcript has a single exon. Gene Ontology annotation, molecular function: enoyl-CoA hydratase activity; delta(3)-delta(2)-enoyl-CoA isomerase activity. Gene Ontology annotation, cellular component: peroxisome.